AGAGCGCGUGUGCCUAGCUCCGCCCAAAGGAGAACCAGCCGCAGCGUCAUCGCCGUUGGGACGAAGACGAAGCACACAGUCAGCCCCGGUUAGCCCUCAGUCGUCGGCGGAGAGGUAAUGACAACAACCCACGACGCUUAGACGCCGACACAAAAAAAGACACAUGGAUUUAUUUAACUUUUCCCCGGUUCCUGGAGUGACUUUGGGUUGAAGAAAGGACGGCUACGAAAACAGUCCAAGUUCAACCCCCUCUCAGCUUCCUCCCUUCCUGAUCCCUUUUCCCCAUUGGUUGCUGUUCCCGAGAGGGCGGGGCUAAGUAUGGGGUAAGAGAGCUGACAGGAGAUACCAAGACAACAAGCACACAAGCGGAGGAGCCCCACUCACCUGCACAGGUGGCGACGGGUGCAGGAACUGUCAUGGCGCUGCUGCGGAGGAGGCUGAAACUUGUGGUGACAGUGACGAUGGUCAACUUCUUCAUCUUCAUCAUCAUCAGCCGCCACGGCAGCCAGGACAAAAAUGGGCGCCACAAGGUCCUCAUUCCCUCCAAACCCUUCUGGACCAAACUGGCUCCCAGCUCGGCUUACUGGAACCGCCAGCAGCAGAUUCUGGACAUUAAGAAGAACCCCAUCCUGAUGACUAACUACAGCACCACAGACGUCAUGCCUGACUGGCUUAACGACACCAAUUUGACCUCUGACCCCUGCCGGCCUGACUUCAGGGUUACCACUCAGGUGAAAGACUACAACUCAUUACCAACCCGCUUUAAGGACUUCCUGCUUUACAUGCGCUGCCGAUCCUACCCGAUCAUGAUAGACCAGCCUGAUAUCUGUAAGGACCCACCGUUCCUGCUUCUGGCUGUUAAGUCACUCGCACCGCAUUUUGACCGCCGUCAGGCCAUCCGUCAGUCCUGGGGACGGGCGGGCGUUACAGCCAAUCAGACGGUGGUUACUAUCUUUCUUCUCGGCAACGCCACAGCGGGAGACCACCACCCUGAUCUGUCAGAGAUGCUUCACUAUGAGAGCAACCUCCACAAAGACAUCAUCCAGUGGGAUUACCGGGACUCAUUCUUCAACUUGACCGUCAAAGAAGUUCUGUUCCUGGAAUGGAUACAGACUCGCUGUCCCGGCGCUCGCUUCAUCUUCAAAGGUGACGACGACGUCUUUGUCAACACCUACCGCAUCCUGGACUUCCUCAAGAGCCUCUCGGUGCCCAAAGCCAGAGACCUGUUUGUGGGUGACGUGAUCACCAAUGCGGGUCCGCACCGAGACAAGAGGGUGAAAUACUUCAUCCCAGAGAGCAUGUACACGGGGUCGUACCCUCCAUACGCAGGAGGCGGCGGGUACCUUUAUUCUGGUGACAUCGCCACUCGUCUGCACAACGCGUCGCAACAUGUGGCGCUCUACCCGAUAGAUGACGUCUACACAGGUAUGUGUAUGAGGAAGAUUGGGCUGGCCCCUGAGAAACACAAAGGCUUCAGGACCUUUAACAUAGAGGAGAAAUACAGGUCGAACCCCUGCGCCUACAAGAGCUUAAUGCUCGUGCACCCGAGGACCCCGCAGGAGAUAAUCAAGAUCUGGGACUGGCUCAGUAGCCCCGACCUGAACUGCCAGUGACGACUCCACAGCAGCCAGUGUGGGACAGACUGAAAUGACCCUGGAAGUGAAGAAGUUUUCGGGUUGUUCCCAAAAGGUCAAAAUAAGAAAUAUUUAAUUUCGGACAGGGUCGUGACUUUAAAGUUGGCAGCUUUAAGUUAUUGCAAUGGUCACUUGGAGCCUCAUUUUGGUGCAACCGAUGCAUCGCACCCUUGAAGACAACAAGGAAGCGUGCAUCGUGAGGUCUGUUUUUCAGAAUGGCCACCGUAGUAUUAUGACUCAGUGUCAGACUUCCACAGACGAGCUAACCCUGCUUUACUGUCAAAUGAGCUUCACCCAAAGUGACCGUGUCUGUCUUUGCGUGCACAUAUUUAUAUCACGACUAUUUAUAUGGCCUUUAUAAUGCUUUAACACUGUGUGUCAGCUCCGUUACGGAGCGUCUCAAUGCUGUAUUAUAAAUAAGGAGAUUAAGGCCUGGGGUGUGUUCACCUGGGACUCUCUUUGUUGUUUGGUCAAGGGAAAAGACACUGUGUUGUCAGUUAUUUACAGUGAGGAAAGAAAUAUCAUGUUUUCAGCACUUUUGAGUGUCUAAAUAUAACUUAAAUCCUAAACUUCUCAGUAACAACCAGCGUUCCCACAGACGGCAGUUUAUUGCUGCUAACUCUAGAUGAGCUUCCUGGUGAACACAUCCUGGUAAUUGUUGCUGGAGGCUUAGUUUGUGCUGCUAUUCCCAUCUACACUCCUUAAAGUAUUUACUUGUGACUCGCUCCAACUUAAACUCAACCAGUUUCAAGACUUGGGGUAACUCCGUUUAUCAUUGUUUUUCUAAAAAAAAACCCAGAUGCUUACUAUAGUUUCUCUGUCCUGUAAUUUGUGCCGUCUGUCACGUUUUUUUAACUGGUAGAUUUCUCACAUUUGGACAAAACUUCUAAUCAUUGUAAAACUUUGAACUGGUGUGUUUGGUGGAGUGAACACACACUUUGCUUUCAGGAAACAGGAGGAAUAGGAGCCCGGCAGGUCUGGGCUAAGUUUGACAUAGAUGGAGAAAUCCAAAAUGCUGUCUAAUUUUGCUUCAGGUUCUUACACGUUAAAAAAAAAAAAAAGAAAGAAAAACUGCUCAUAUAAACCCCAAAGUGCAUUUUCAGAGAUAGACGUUAUUUCAGGCUGUUAGAGUAGAGCUUCUGUCUGAAAUACUCAUCAUAACUUUGCCUCACGAGUGUCUGCAGCCGUCGUGUCGAAGUGUUGAAUGACGUGAAAUGUUGCUUUAGUGUGAUAUCAGUGAGUCAAAGAUGCUUUAAAACGCAGGUUGAACACGGUGUCACGUCACGUCAAAGAUACCUUUUAGCUUCUGUUACUUGACAAACUGUCUCUGAAAAGAUAAUGUUACUAUAAGAUAAUGUCAUAAUGUUACAUAUCUGUUUUUGGAGGAGAGGAUUUCUUGUUAUCUUUAAUUUAUCCAGAAAUGGUGGAUUUCUUUAUUUAAAAAAGCUUAUUCAUUAAGAACUCGUAGCUCCAGUUAUAUUCAGGAAGUUGUCGUAGUUUCCUUCUUUUCAGAGCGUGUUCAUUAGAGAAAGGUGGAUAAAAAAUGGUGGAUAACUGGUUUUGGAAGAAGUCUUUUUUUAUUUUAUCUGAAGGUUACUGCUCAGCUCACUACUGUAUGGCUUUAGCACAAAAUAAUUGCUGUGACUUCUGUGUACUCACUUUAUGAAAGAAAUGCUGCACAUAUUUACUUUGCGUUCUUGUAAGAAAAUGUUUCCUUUUUCAACUGUAUGUGAGACUCAGUCAGACACUUACCAAGGUUGACGUUACACAUUUUUUUGUUUUUGUUUGUGUGUUUGGUUUUUUUGGAAAGCUCAGAGUUAAAUAACAAGGAGGGAGACGCUCGCCGUGUGUCUCUCGAAGCCUGACGGAAAAGCUCGGGGAAAGCGUAUUACAUGAAUGCAUGUCUUUACCCAGGUUUAGGGUUGGUCCGCUUUGAUCCAUUUCACUGAUUUUCAGCUCAAGAAGAAGUGGAUUUUCUUCAGUAUUCACACUCAGAAUAUCACCUGGACCUGGUCCAUGAAGUCAACACUGAAAACAAGUUGUAUGAAUGUUGGUUUUUUUUAAGUCAGACGUUUAGAUUGAACCCUGAACCUGGUUGUUACAUUACCACGCUCCUGUGCCUCUGUCAGAGCUCCCCCUGCUGGUCAGGGAGGUCAUCCUCAGUUUGUAAUACUCAGAGCUUUAUACAGACACUGGCAACUCCAUGACCCUAAAACAUCCAGUUUAUUUAUUCAUCUUUUAACCUUCCGUUCAUUAUCUCGGUCUUUGACUCCUCCACAUCAUCACUUAUGGAAACGUAUGUCUGCAUUUCACUGUUUGUGUGCCUGUAAAUGCUCUUCAUUGUUACUUUUUAGCCUACAUUGAUGUCAGAUACUUGAGGUUUGCCACACAGGGCGACGGAAAAAGUCUAGACAAUCGCAGCGAGGUUCAGAAAAGGUUAAUUCUGUACAUUUUUGUAGGAUUGCCAACUUACUAGAAGCCAUUUUAUUUGCUCUCUUGUGAUAGAAUCCGUCUAUCUCUAGAUAGGAUAAAACAAACACUAAAUAAAAAAAGGUAGAAUAGGAGCCAAUGACUGACUGGAGCUAAUUUCAUGCUUUAAAAAAAAAAAAUUCAUAAAUAUUUAAUUGGUCUCACUUCGGACGAUGUGUCCUCAACGUGCUCACUGUGUUUGUUGUGUUCACCCCUCACAUACUGAUAGUAGGUUACAUUCUUUCUUUGCUGCACGAGUUUGUGGCUACUUGAAAUGUUUACAUGUUUUAAAAGUCAUUGUCACGUUUUUUUUUUUUUAUAUAAUUGUUACUCCUGUCUGAUGAUUGGCUGUAGAGGUAUUUUCCAUGUUGCAGGCUGAUGAGCAGCUUUAUUCUUGCCGCGUAUGUUUGGAACUUAAACUUUCACCCGUUACUGCGCCUGAUUUUGUAAUUUCGCUUCACUGUUUUUUUUUUUUUUUUUUCCUUCUCCCUCGUUUCUAUUAGACGCACAUCGUAGCUGUGUGUGUUUGACAGUGUUUCUCUGGUCUCAGUUGCCAGUAAUGUGUCAUUUUUUCUGAUCUUCUGUAGCUGGUGUUGUUUUCAAUGGCACAACAGUGAGCCAGUGGAUAAAAAUAAACAACAUUACUAUUUAUUUAUUACUAUUUAUAUGUAUUGAAAUGCCACAGUAGCUCCGGGGUGAUGAAUUGGUCAGCAUGGUGUUGCAUAAAUUUCACGAGUUCCACCCAGAGCAAAAUAUUGAAAAAAAAAAAAAAGCCUAACUAGAGCAAGAAGGAGUUAUCAUGUGAUAAAUGCACGAGUGUUUGGGGCGAAUCCUGGUUCAAAAGUCCCUGAAAUUGCCCAACAAACAAUAUAAAAGCUUCCACUGUUUCAUCAUCAUGUGUCUUGUACAUUUUAUCAAUCAGGAUUUAGCUCAAAUAUCUGUCUUUUGUUACCCGAAGAUUAAAUCUUCAAACAAAUUCAUGAGCCAUCAACUCAAAUGUACAAGCUUUUGUUUUACUGUACAUCUCUGCAUUAAUUGCCUGUUAAACCGUAUUUCAGAAACCCGUCAUUAUCGUUAUACAACACCUGCACUAGUCAGAGAUGAUCACCAAAUCUGUGCCUGAUGUCUGUAUGUACUGUAUGUAAGAUUUUCCUUAAAACCAUGUUAAGCGUGAUCGCUUUUUUUAUUACCUAGAAUGACUUGAUUAUUUCAAUAAAGUUAUAUUUUGCUGUU
This is a messenger RNA of Thunnus maccoyii (southern bluefin tuna), 5336 nucleotides long. It is a transcript of the gene b3gnt2b, whose product is annotated as UDP-GlcNAc:betaGal beta-1,3-N-acetylglucosaminyltransferase 2b. Gene Ontology annotation, cellular component: membrane. Bases 417 to 1613 code for a protein of 398 amino acids. The record is from RefSeq and is a predicted model, not a curated record. The transcript is spliced from 3 exons. Gene Ontology annotation, molecular function: hexosyltransferase activity. Lineage: Eukaryota; Metazoa; Chordata; Actinopteri; Scombriformes; Scombridae.